Molecule: messenger RNA, 2361 nt
Organism: Cherax quadricarinatus
Lineage: Eukaryota; Metazoa; Arthropoda; Malacostraca; Decapoda; Parastacidae
Gene: wcd
Product: U3 small nucleolar RNA-associated protein 18 homolog wicked
Biological process (GO): rRNA processing
Cellular component (GO): Pwp2p-containing subcomplex of 90S preribosome; small-subunit processome
Molecular function (GO): protein binding
Source: RefSeq, a predicted model, not a curated record
UUAUUGUAAAAAUUUUAGGUUUCUACAGUCAUUUGGUCGCUGUAUAGCCCUUGUGGCUUAGCGCUUCUUUUUGAUUAUAAUAAUAAUACAGUCAUUUGGUUAAAUAUUUAGGUGUAUUAUGAGGAAUAUUCAUGGUUUACCUCUAGAUGACUGAAGAAGGACUUGCCUAAUUGACUGCAACUCGUGCAGUCAUCAAAAGAAACUUAUAAGUACGCUACACGUAAAAUAUAAAGAAAAAAUCUGUAAAUAGGAGUAUAUGAAGACUGACGCGAGUUUCCAGUAAUAAUAAUAUUAAGAAGAACAUUGCAGGGUUAUGGUAUUGUAAUGCUGAUGAAGAAAAUCAAGUAACUAACAUCCAAAAGAAAAUGAACUCAAAAAGAAAUUCAUUAAUACGAAGCAAAAAAGGAACUAAAAGAAAACAAAACAAUGUACAACAGAAAAAAAUGAAAAAGGUCUCCAAAAGAAAGGGAUUCACCAUUGACACAAGGAGCAGCAGUGUAGUGUCCAUGUCUGGAAAACAGUCACAGAAAAAUAUAUCAGUAACAAAUAAAAGACAUGCUUUAGGUUAUGACAGCCUAGAAGAAAGAGAAAGAAGUUUGGCCACUGAUUUAUUUGGAGAGGAUGCAGAAUUACCAGGGAGUCUUUCACAAGAAGUAUCCAGUCAAGAUGUUUCUGCAGCCACUGGCACUAAGAGAAAAACUUUAGAAAUGAUUCCUGAUGAUCCCUUUGAUAUUCAUGAACCAGUAAUGAAAAAUAGGAAAAAGCCAGCUUGGGUGGAUGAUGAGGAAAGGAUUAGAAGUUUGGCCACUGAUUUAUUUGGAGAGGAUGCAGCAUUACCAGGGAGUCUUUCACAAGAAGUAUCCAGUCAAGAUGUUUGUGCAGCCACUGGCACUAAGAGAGAUACUUCAGAAAUGAUUCCUGAUGAUCCCUUUGAUGUUCAUGAACCAGUAAAGAAAAAUAGGAAGCCAGCUUGGGUGGAUGAUGAUGAUGAAACAAUCAGAGUUAAGGAUGUUGUGGCCAGUAUGACAAAAGCUCGAGGCAAGAGAGGGAUCAGAGAGAAUUCAGAUGUGUUGUAUGAAAUGAAACUAAAAGAGAAGUUUAGUCAAGUUAUUGGCAGUACACCUGAGUGGGCUGAACUUGGCCAAAAGAAAAAAGGCGACUCUGAUGAUGAAGAUGAAAUGGCUCGUAGUACAGGUAAUUACUUAUCUGGAGCGUCUUCUGUCAACCUGCCGAAGAUCUGGCUCGAGUACAAGAAGCUACCUCACUUGAACAGCUCAUCUCGCUCUGAAGGUGCCAUAAUUAAGGCUGUGGAAUUUAACCCACACUUUCAGGUGGGGUUGGUUGCUGGCUUUUCAGGCAGUGUCAUUGGGGCUGCCACACUCUUUCAGGUUGAUGGUGUACAUAACUUCAAAAUUCAAUCAGUUAAGUUUCCAAAAUUCCCAAUAAAAUGUGCAAAAUUUAUGCAAGACGGGAAACAAUUUAUUGUUGGAUCCAACCUUCACAACCAUUUCUAUGUUUACGACAUGGAAGCAGCCAAAGAAAUGAAAAUACAUUGCAGCAAAAUGGAGGAAAAACGAAGUCUGAAGAGCUUCGUUGUGUCACCUGAUGGAAAGCUACUUGUAUUCCUAGGAACAAAGGGGCACCUUCACAUUUAUGAUACUACUACCCUAUCCCAUAUUAACACACUUUAUUCUCCAGAGGAUCUUACAUCAGCAGCAUUCAGUGAAAAUGGAUCUAAGAUGUAUACUAAUGGAAGUGGUGGUGAUGUUUUUAUUUGGGACAUGAAUUCACUUGCUUGCGUUCAUAGAUUCAUUGAUGAUGGUUGUAUAGAUGGAACGAGUAUUGCUGUAUCACCAGGCAACCAGUAUCUUGCGUGUGGAUCAUCAUCUGGGGUUGUCAAUGUAUAUGACAUGGCCAGUGUUUCGAAUAAAACGCCAUGUCCAGUUAAGAUUUUGGAUAAAUUGGUAACACCUGUUUCUGCCCUGACAUUUAAUUCUUCUACUGAAAUUUUGGCAAUGGCUUCAGAAUACUUGGAUAAUGCUGUAAAACUGGUACACUUCCCAUCAAUGACUUACUUCAACAACUUCCCAGGAAGACAAUAUUCUAUGAGGAGAGUGCAAAUUCUUAAUUUCUCUCCUAAGAGUGGCUUCUUAGCUGCAGGGAACAAUAUUGGAGGAGCUUUCUUGUACAGGCUGAAACAUUUCUCCAGUUAUUAGGAAACUUCUUUUAACUAAUAACUUUACAGUUAUUUUCAUUUUACAUCAUUAAUUGCAGUUAAAGAAUUUUCUCAAUAUGUCUGAGACUUAUAGUAAAACUUUGUUAUGCUGUGUUAUGGGGAAAUAAUAAAAAAAAAAAAUUCAA